Molecule: messenger RNA, 4925 nt
Organism: Trichosurus vulpecula (common brushtail)
Lineage: Eukaryota; Metazoa; Chordata; Mammalia; Diprotodontia; Phalangeridae
Gene: ARK2N
Product: chromosome 1 C18orf25 homolog
Exons: 5
Coding region: 322-1539 (405 amino acids)
Biological process (GO): ubiquitin-dependent protein catabolic process
Molecular function (GO): ubiquitin protein ligase activity
Source: RefSeq, a predicted model, not a curated record
CCCGGCGGCGGUGUCGCCCGUGUUGUCGAACCUCGGCCCCUGCCCCCUUGAUCCGCUGGGGGCCUGCGUCCGGAAGGAGGAGUCGGCGGCGGGAGCUGCCGCUACUGGGGCCGAGGGAAGUGUCACAGCGGCGGGAGAGGGUCUCCGACCAGCCAGCUAUUCAGCCCGUCCGGGCUCCGGGCCGGGAGAGCCAGGCGGUGGGGGACCGCGGGAGGAGCCGCUGCGGAGCUCAGGUCACUUUCCUGUUGAAUCCUUGAUCAAGUUUCCUAGUCUCCAGACCUGCUCCAUGAUCUAGAUCUAGGAAAUACUUGGAAUUUUGAAAUGAAGAUGGAGGAGGCUGUGGGAAAAGUUGAAGAACUUACUGAGUCUACAGUCCCAUCAAAGACAUCUGAAAAACAAGAAACAGUCCAGACAGAAGAUGGACCUAUAGAACUAGAGUCUCAUUCUCAAAAAGAUGGUGGGAAUGAUUCUGCAGUUCUUUCAUCCAUGCCUUGCUUGCUGAUGGAAUUGAGACGGGACUCCUCAGAGUCUCAACUGGCAUCUACAGAAAGUGAUAAACCAACAACUGGCCGAGUUUAUGAGAGUGACUCUUCUAAUCAUUGCAUGCUUUCACCUUCCUCCAGUGGACAUCUGGCAGAUUCAGAUACAUUGUCUUCCGCAGAAGAGAAUGAGCCCUCCCAGGUAGAAGCUACUGUAGAAGGAGAUCCUUCUGGAGUGUCUGGAUCAGCUGUUGGUCGCAAGUCUAGACGGUCCCGAUCUGAAAGUGAAACAUCAACGAUGGCUGCCAAGAAAAACAGGCAGUCCAGUGAUAAGCAAAAUGGCCGAGUUGCCAAGGUUAAAGGUCACCGGAGCCAAAAGCACAAAGAAAGAAUCCGGCUACUGAGGCAGAAGCGGGAGCUUGCUGCUCGAAAGAAGUAUAAUCUGCUGCAGGACAGCAGUACCAGUGAUAGUGACCUGACCUGUGACUCAAGCACGAGUUCGUCAGAUGAUGACGAAGAAGUUUCAGGGAGCAGCAAGACAGUCACUGCAGAGAUACCAGAUGGACCUUCAGUUGUAGCUCAUUAUGAUAUAUCUGACACCAACUCUGACCCAGAAGUGGUAAAUGUGGACAAUUUAUUGGCGGCUGCAGUAGUUCAAGAGCACAGUAAUUCUGUAGGAAGCCAGGACACAGGAGCUACCUGGAAGACCAGCGGGCUUCUAGAGGACCUGAAUGCUGAGGCAGGUCAUUUGGAUCCAGGAUUCCUUGCAAGUGACAAAACGGCUUCUAGCAAUGCACAACUCAAUGAAGAGAUUAAUAUUGCCUCUUCCGACAGUGAAGUAGAGAUUGUGGGAGUUCAGGAACAUGCAAGGUGCGUACAUCCUAGAGGUGGUGUGAUUCAGAGUGUGUCCUCAUGGAAGGAUGGCUCAGGCUUACAAUAUUUUAGCAGCCGGCAAACACAAUCAUGGACAUCCGUGACUCCCCAGCAGAAUUGGUCUUCACCCUCGGAAGUAGUCGAUCUUACCUUGGAUGAAGACAGCAGACGCAAAUACCUACUGUAACACGAUGUCACUGUGUUUCUUCCCCACUGUACCCUUCCUUUUCUCUUUGGCACAGAAGUUCAUUGUCAUUGCUUCAACUUCAGAAGCCCUGCUCUUAGCAUUUGUGGAAUUGAAACUUGUGGAGAAUUAUCCCUUUAAAAAAACACUGAGAUUUUAUCUUUUAAAAGUCAUUUAGGAAAAUGAAGGACUCUUUCCCUCCUUCAUUAGGAAGAUAAAAGAUAAUGAUGAAUUUUAUGGGGGAAAAAAACUGCAGUUAUAUGCGGUGAAUAUUAAUCAGAGGAAAUGCUAUCCAGCUCUGCCUUCCUCACUCCUGAUAGAAUAAUAUUAGUUUAAUUACAAGGUGAAUUUUAACUGGGGUUUUGGAACCUUGUAUUUCUCUCUGUGAGUGAAAUUAUAACCUACAGGGUUAGCUCUUCCUUUCCUUCCCACUGGCCCUCUUGCCCCAGGGCAUUUGCACAUUUCUCAGUCAGGUUAUAUUAUUGGCACUCAGUAGGACAUGUUCAUUAACAACUUGUCCUUUUAAGCAGAAAACAGGAGCAUUACUGUUUCUCUCUUAACUUAGUUUUCUGCUCCCUUUCCUGACUACUCGCCUGACUGGUGACUUGCCACAACUUGAAUGACUUUGCUCUGAUGUUGUGAUCACAAAUGCUGUUGACUUCUGUUGAUUCCUUGUUUGCAAUAACUUUUAACUCUGAAAAAUGAGAAUUUCUUGACUAGUAGCUACUUCCAGGAUAAUACUUUUCUGAGGAGGGUUGGUAUCAAUGGAAAAAAAAAUCUCCAUUCUGAUUCCCUUGGCUUUUCUUUUUUUUUCUAGUCUACUCAAAUAUAACUGGAAAAUGUAUAAAGGUGAAACUGGGAACCUGUUACAUGGGCCUGAAACAGAGAGAGAGAGGCCAAAGUUGGGAGGCUAUAGGAACUCAUAAGCUUGCAUGGCAUUUGGCAAGAGUGUUAAGUGCCUUUUUUCAUAGCAAGUCUCUCCAUGUAGGGCAUAGCCAAUAAGCGCUAAAUACAUAAACUGAUGCCGAACUGAUGUUGUGCUUGGAUAUCUUUCUCCUUCCUACCUUUAAAAAAAUAAUAUAUGCCAUAAGAAGCACAUGUCGCAACAUUCUAGAUUUUACAUAAUUAAAAAUAGGGAAAAUUCAGGAAAUGCCAAAGUUGAGGUUUUUGUGGCAUUGUUAGCUACUUGGUAUCUGGGAUUUAUUUCACUUAUUGUUCAUAUCCCUUGAAUGCAAUAGCUUUGAUAACACCAUGUACAAAGGUGGGGUAAAGUGAUGUUGCUUUCAAGACCUUUUGUUCCUUCUUAUCCUUUUCUUUUUGGUUUUCUGGUAAUUCAACUAUUGGUAAGCUGCUUUACCUGUAGCCCUUAAUGCAUCAGUGGCUGCUGCUUAUCAUAGGAGCAUGCAUGAGAACUGCACAGUCAGAAUAGUCUGCCUGACGCUGUUUGUCCAACAUUUAAAAUACUUUAUUUUGAGUAAAGCAUAGUUUCUUAUCUUAGUGAACCCUUUCUACUACUUUGGACUCUUCCUGCCCUCUUCCUGCAGGGAUGUGGUUUUGAUCACAUGUUCUUUGAUGAGCUCCUUUCUCUGAUAUUUUUUCAUUUGCUUUUGUUUUCCAUCAGUUGUUCAGAUUCAGGCUUUUGAGAUAACAAUUCCAGUUUACAAAUCUUAAUUCUUUCCUGUAUAUGGGCCUCUUGGCAAAACCAAAGACCAAAAGUAAGGCCGAAAAGAAACAAUAUUCCAAUCUGACUGUUAUUAACGUCCUCAGACUGUUCAUAUUUAAUUUUGGCAUUAUUUUAUUAAAUACUUUGUGCUAUCACAAGCUAUCAUUUACUUAGCUUAAAGUACAUUGCCAAGAUGAAUGCACAACUCUUGAUCUUGUUUUUCAAAGAAACCAACUUGAAGAGUAUAAGGUGGGUCAUGCUAUAUCACUUGAAAUUUGUUUAGAUAUUUUCUCCACAGACACCUUGUAAAACUUCUUUGAAGUAAAUACCAUUACAGAGAAAGUUCUGUUUAAUGAAGUUAUUUCUGUAGCCCAUUGUAGAUGGGCCAUAGAAACAACAUACUGUUGACCCAUUUGCAACAAAUUCUCAACAUAGCAUGUAAUCCUCUGUGUUAGUGCUUUCUUGGGUCGGGGGAGGGAGGGUUGUUUGCAUAUUUUUUUUGGAUUGUAGGUAGGAAAAGGAGAGUUGAGCUGUCCCUAAGCUCUUCACGCUUCUUUUGUCCUACCAACAAGUAGUACCUUUCAAGUCAUAUUGCCUCUUCCCUCUUUAGACAUCCCAACCAACUAAACUCUCGAAUAGUCUCCAAAACAAAAUGGUAGUGGAGAUGGAGAUCCAGGAACUAAGAGGAGGAGAGAGAUGGGAAUGUCAUGAACAUUAUACUCACUCUUCUAAUGUAUUUGGGACCCACCUUUUUAUAUACUGAUUCCUCAGAGAUUCUGGGCUCCAGUCAUUUCAUUGCUAGCCCCUGCAGACUGGAGGUGUACUUUUAAGCAGUGUACUAAUUUUUUAAAAAUUCCAUGGUGAGAAAGCAGUUUAGACAGCCCUUAGAGUUCCUUCUUAAGAGAUUAUAUCUCUAUAAAUUUUUCAUUUGGUAGCACAAAUAGUAGGAAAAAUUCCCCAAAGCAAUAGCUCACAGAGACAGUGCUCUAUUCAGGGUUACCUUUGUGCUAAAUGGUACAGCUAGGCCACUAGAUUGGUUUCUAUCCCAACUUAAAAAAUAAACUAGAAUUUGAACCAAUGACCUAUGUAUUGUUCGAUCAUGCCCUUUAAGAAGAUAUAGUUGCUGCUUUUUGGUAUCUGCUAUUUGGCUUUUUGCUUUUUAUUUUAUUUGAAGGGGCCAAAUUAAUUGGACCCCCUUUUCUUUGCAGUUGAGCAUCCCAUAAUGCUGGUAUCAUUGUACCAAUUGUGAAUACAAAUCUUUUCCUGGUUUGCUAAUGUAGUAAUGUGCAUCAUUUUUAGCAAGUUAGCACUGUAGGUAACUGAGAGGGAAAAACAAUGUGUUAGUUACCUGCUUUUUCCUAUCUCAUGAGGUAUCUGAGGGAACUGAGGACAUAGUUUAGUCUUUCCUAUUAAAAAUAAAUAAAUAAGCAGAGCCCCUAAAUUCCUGUUUUCCAGUAUGUAUAUGAUGUGACUUCCAUGUAUAUAUAAAAACAACUGCGCCCUAACCAAACUUCCUCAGAUUGUGCACUGUUUAUAGUUUAAAAUAAUCACGUAUCUUAGUCUCAUGCUGUUGGGUUUGUUUUCUAUUUUAUUUAAAACACUACAUAUUUCUUAUUCUUUUAACAAAUUUCAAAGGGUAGUGAUCUUUAAAAAAAACACGCCCACAAUCACUGGAUAGUUAGGAAAUGUUAUUCUGUUUGUUUUUGUUUUAUAUUUUAAAGAGAGC